AUGACUACUGCAACUCCAACCUGGCCUGCUCUUUCUGAAGAUCACCCGCUUAGUGUGCUUCAUACCGAGCUUGCCUCGAUCCUCUCAGAACAGCCCCCCCACAAGAUCUGGGGAAUCACUCUCUCGCCUAAUAAGGACGACUUCCUUACCAAGAUCAUCUUGCAGAAGUUCUUGAGGGCAAACAAGGGUGACAAGGAAUUGGCUCUUAAGCAGCUUAAGGAAACCCUGGAGUGGCGCAGGCAGUUCUUUGAUGGGGAUGGUAAAGUCAUCGGUACCUGGGAUGAGGCUAAGUAUCAGGAUUUGGGGUAUAUCACUACAGAAAAAGUCAAGGAUGGAGAAGAUGAGAAGAAGGUCGUUGUCACCUGGAACAUCUAUGGAAAUGUCAAAGACUUUGCGAAAACAUUCGGUGAUGUCCAGGAGUUCCUCCGUUGGAGGGUUGACCUCAUGGAGCGUUCUAUCGAACUCCUCGACCUCGCCUCUGCUAAAGAGCCUAUUCCUGACUACGACCCCGUAAAGGCAACCAUCGACCCGUACAAGACAAUUCAGGUCCACGAUUAUCUCCGUGUUUCUUUCUUCCGUAGCCCUGCCGAAGUCAAAACCGCUUCGAAGAAAACCAUCGAAAUCUUUCAGAAAUUCUACCCGGAGCUUCUUGAUAAGAAGUUCUUUGUCAACGUUCCGCUCCUUAUGAGCUGGAUGUACACCACUAUGAGAGCCCUUGUUGCAAAGGAAACCUUCAAGAAGCUCAUCAUGCUUUCUUAUGGUGCAGAGCUGUCCAAGAGCAUGGGAUCUACCACUAUCCCUGCGGCCUACGGCGGGACUGGCGAACCUUUGAAAAAGGAUGAAGAUGCAUCCAAAGAGAACCUUACUGGAGGUGACGCUGCCAACGAUGACGCCGCAAAAGGUGAUGUCGUUAAAGAUGACACCGCCAAAGACAAUACCGAUAAAAACAACACCGAUAAAGACAACGCAGAUAAAGUAAACACCGACGCAGAUAAAGUAAACACCGAUAAGGGCAACACCGAUAAGGAAAAUGUCACUGAGGUCGUGCCAAACCUUGCCGCCGCUCCCGAGGAGCCAACUACUGCUUCUGCUGCAGUUACUGCAGCCCCGGAGAUUGCCACUGCUACCAAGGCCGUUGAGGAGCCUAGUUUGGCUAGCGCCACCAGUCCUACAUCAGCUCCAGCUACGGAGGCUACGACUGACCCCUCUACAGCCCCUGCCGUGACUCCAGUCUCUGAGCUUGUGGUCGGAGCUGAAGCCACCUCUGCCGUUGCCGCCGCCCCCAGUGUCCCUGCCUCCACUUCCGAUGCAGUUGUCCCGACUGUUAUUACUACUAGUGGAGAGCCCGAGAAGAAUUAA
Morchella sextelata is the source of this 1359-nucleotide messenger RNA. RefSeq lists its product as uncharacterized. Gene Ontology annotation, cellular component: cortical endoplasmic reticulum; plasma membrane; cytosol. Gene Ontology annotation, biological process: Golgi to plasma membrane protein transport; regulation of exocytosis. Gene Ontology annotation, molecular function: phosphatidylinositol transfer activity. Lineage: Eukaryota; Fungi; Ascomycota; Pezizomycetes; Pezizales; Morchellaceae. Bases 1 to 1359 code for a protein of 452 amino acids. The record is from RefSeq and is a predicted model, not a curated record. The transcript is spliced from 2 exons.